This is a messenger RNA of Cryphonectria parasitica EP155, 222 nucleotides long. RefSeq lists its product as uncharacterized. The record is from RefSeq and is a predicted model, not a curated record. Bases 1 to 222 code for a protein of 73 amino acids. NCBI's taxonomy places the organism in Eukaryota, Fungi, Ascomycota, Sordariomycetes, Diaporthales, Cryphonectriaceae. The transcript has a single exon.
AUGGAUUUGUUCUUUUCUAAGUUAUUUCUUGUUUGCCUUCUAAUUUCUCUGAUAGUAUCUUGUAUUAUUACUGAGCUUGGUUGUUUAGAUUGGGAGGAGUUGGAUGCGGAGGAAGUUCUUUUCAAGCUUCAGUCUAAAUUGAACGAGGCAAUAGCUUAUUUGAUAUAUUUGCGGAAACAGAAACGUUCUCUGCGCGAUUAUAGUGCGAAGAUGGUUAGUUAG